AUGUCUGCCAUGACCGAGUCCCGCCAGCAAGUCUACGUCUCCGGAGACGGCUUCUCAGAGCCCAUGAGUGCUCAACACAACUUUGCCAACAACUUUGACCUCAACGACCCUGAGCGAGCCAUGUCCGACUACCAAAGGAUCAUGCACGAGCACACCAAGCGCCAGCUUAGCACUGCUACAGACUCGGCACGCCGACGAAGCGGCGCUUCAUCAUCCGACUCAGUCAGCUCCACCAGCUCAUAA
Molecule: messenger RNA, 243 nt
Organism: Alternaria postmessia
Lineage: Eukaryota; Fungi; Ascomycota; Dothideomycetes; Pleosporales; Pleosporaceae
Exons: 2
Coding region: 1-243 (80 amino acids)
Source: RefSeq, a predicted model, not a curated record